This is a messenger RNA of Acomys russatus (golden spiny mouse), 1108 nucleotides long. It is a transcript of the gene Inmt, whose product is annotated as indolethylamine N-methyltransferase. NCBI's taxonomy places the organism in Eukaryota, Metazoa, Chordata, Mammalia, Rodentia, Muridae. The transcript is spliced from 3 exons. Gene Ontology annotation, molecular function: N-methyltransferase activity; thioether S-methyltransferase activity; amine N-methyltransferase activity. The record is from RefSeq and is a predicted model, not a curated record. The coding region runs from base 200 to 1099 and encodes 299 amino acids. Gene Ontology annotation, cellular component: cytosol.
CUAGCAUUUUCUGGCUUCAUCACAAAAACCCAACCCAGCCAGAAAUCUAAUACCAGCAUACUGACAUCAUCUGCAGGAACCCUAGCUCCUCCCUAGCAAGGGAGGUCUACUAAAGAGAUCAUAAAAGGUAUGGUGUAAAAGGAGAGGGCACACUGCAGGGGCAAGAGGAGUACAGACAGCUGUGACGGGGCUGACCAGAAUGGAGGGCAAGGUGUACUUGAGAAGUGAGGACUAUGAACAACACUUCAGUCCCAGAGACUACCUGACCACCUUCUACAGCUUUGAUUCAGGCAUGGUGGCAGAGCGGGAGAUCGUAAAGUUUAGCCUGCAGAACCUCCACCAGACCUUCUCUGCAGGAGGCAUAAAGGGGGAUGUCCUCAUUGACAUUGGCUCUGGCCCCACCAUCUAUCACCUGCUCUCAGCAUGUGAGGCCUUCCGGGAGAUUAUCGUCAGUGACUACACUCCGCAGAAUCUGCAGGAGCUGCAGAAGUGGCUGAAAAAGGAGCCAGGGGCCUAUGACUGGUCUGCCAUAGUGCAGCAUGUGUGUGAGCUGGAGGGAGACAGAAGCAAGUGGCAGGAGAAGGAGGCCAAACUCCAAAGGACAGUCACUCAUGUACUGAAGUGUGAUGUGACCAAGACACCCCUGCUGGGGUCAGCCCAAGUGCCCCUGGCUGACUGCGUGCUAACCUGUCUGGCCAUGGAAUGUGCCUGUCCUGACCUGGAGACCUACCAGGCAGCCUUGUGCAGACUGGCUGGCCUGCUGAAGCCAGGGGGCCACCUGGUUACCAUGGUUACCCUGCGGUUCCAGCACUAUAUGGUGGGCCCCAAGAAGUUCGCAGGGGUCUACCUGGAAAAGGAGACAGUGGAGAAGGCUGUUCAAAACGCUGGUUGCCAGGUGCUGAAGUGCAGCUGUGUCCCUCUCAGCUACUCACAGGCUUACUGCGUCAACGACGGCAUGUGUUUUGUGGUUGCCCGCAAAAAACCCCAGUGCCUGAAGCCCCUGGCAGACAAGAGCCUUCCCUGGGGAAGUUAUGGCAAACAUUUAAAAAGUCUUGCUCCACAGCUUUCUAACACAGAUCACGUUGCUUCUAUCUGUUAACUGGUCACA